AACAAAGCUGCGGGUGAAUCAGACACAAUUAAGAUAAAUCAUCUCAAGAAUCGUAGAAAGCAGCUUAGGUUUGCUAAGUCCCCAAUUCACGCGUGGGGGCUAUUUGCAGAAGAGCCUAUUGAUGCCAAUGAUAUUGUCAUCGAAUAUGUUGGGGAGGUUAUUCGGCAUCAAGUGGCUGAAAAACGUGAAAAAGAGUAUGAACGUACUGGAAUUGGCAGCAGUUAUCUUUUCCGCGUAGACAAUGACCGAGUAAUUGAUGCUACCAAAAGAGGAAACGUGGCUAGAUUUAUUAAUCACUGCUGUGCUCCUAACUGUGUCGCCAAGAUUGUUACAAUCGACAAACAGAAGCGAAUUGUUAUUUAUUCUAGCCGGGAUAUUGUUCCCGGUGAAGAGAUUACCUAUGACUACAAGUUUCCCAUAGAACAAGAAAAGAUACCCUGUCAUUGUGGAAGCAAAUUUUGCAAGGGGAGGUGUGUCAAGCUGCUGAAUUCCCGAGAGAUAUUAUAUUAA
Molecule: messenger RNA, 510 nt
Organism: Phycomyces blakesleeanus NRRL 1555(-)
Lineage: Eukaryota; Fungi; Mucoromycota; Mucoromycetes; Mucorales; Phycomycetaceae
Exons: 2
Cellular component (GO): Set1C/COMPASS complex
Molecular function (GO): histone H3K4 methyltransferase activity; protein binding
Source: RefSeq, a predicted model, not a curated record